AUGACUGGAGUGUCAUUGGGUCUACGAACAUGUAGCUUUGGUUCUCUGCAGUUGGUUCAGAAUGGAAAUGGUUUGCAGGUUCCUGUGCUUGUUCGUAGACCUUCAAGGGCGCUCCUUUAUAACCCUAAAGAGAAAGAGAAAGAAAGGGGUUGCCCUUAUAUUUGUCGCCACCUUGGACGUGGCAGGGUUGCUAUGCUUCUCACACUUCUAUUUGGCCUUUUCAUUUUUGUCUUUGGUUGCUUUACACUUUACAAAGGUGGAAACAUUACUAGUGAAAUUGAAAAUACACGGUCCCAUGCCUUUAGUAGCUAUGAUUUUUUAGGCCUUGAUGAAACAAUAGAAACAAAGUUGAGGAAUAGUAUUUCUACUAGAAAGACACCAGUAACAAGUAGUUCUACAGUCAAGGAUCAUCCUGUUUCCCAUUUACCAUCUUCAUAUAAUUUGAAAGAAAAAAUAGGGUCUUCCUCUACUGCAGGACAUUAUUGUGACCAUUUUGCAUAUCCUCCUCCACUGGCUGAUAGAAGAAGAACUGGACCACGCCCAUGUCCUGUGUGCUAUAUGCCUGUGGAUAAAGCCAUGGAUAGUAUGCCAAGUUCCCCAUCAGAGUCUCCUAUACUUCACACUCUCACAUAUGUACAGAAUGAAACUAUGUUUCCAAUUGAACAAGAGGGUGGCUCUGAUUUUGGUGGAUACCCUACUCUGGAAGAAAGGGAUGCUUCUUUUGAUAUAAAAGAGACCAUGAAAGUGCAUUGCGGAUUUGUCAAAGGAAGCAGACCUGGCCGCCGGACUGGGUUUGAUUUUGAUGAGGAAGAUCUCUUAGAGUUGGAUCAGUACCAUGAUAUAAUUGUUGCGUCUGCCAUAUUUGGAAACUAUGAUGUAAUACAACAGCCCAGGAACAUCAGUAUAGAAGCAAGGAAAAACGUUCCUUUCUAUAUGUUUAUUGACGAAGAGACAGAAAUUUAUAUGAGAAAUGCCAGUAUUUUGGAUAGCAGCAGGAGAGUUGGAUUGUGGAGAAUCAUUGUUGUCCGGAAUAUUCCAUAUGCUGAUUCUAGGCGUAAUGGAAAGAUUCCAAAACUUCUUCUUCACAGAAUCUUCCCCAAUGUUCGAUAUUCAAUUUGGAUAGAUGGGAAGCUUCAGCUCAUUGUUGACCCAUAUCAAGUUCUUGAAAGGUUUUUGUGGCGCCCAAAUGCUACGUUUGCCAUUUCAAGACACUAUAGGCGCUUUGAUGUCUUUGUCGAGGCUGAGGCUAAUAAAGCAGCUGGAAAAUAUGAAAAUGCUUCCAUUGAUCGCCAAGUCCAAUUUUAUCAAUCCCACGAUGGUUUAACUCAUUAUUCUAGGGCUAAACUUCCCAUAACUAGUGAUGUUCCCGAAGGUUGUGCUAUCAUUAGAGAACACAUUCCAAUUACAAAUCUGUUUACCUGCUUAUGGUUCAAUGAAGUCGAUCGCUUUACUUCCAGGGAUCAGUUGAGCUUUUCCACGGUAAGAGAUAAAAUAAUGGCAAAAGUUGAUUGGAGUAUCGAUAUGUUUCUGGAUUGUGAAAGGCGAAACUUUGUGAUACAGGCUUAUCAUAGAGACGUAUUGGAGAACAUGCCUCCUCCUUCAGUCAUAAUCACUCGUUUCAAUCGACCUGCUUUCUAUACUAGUAACAAGCCUUUGAAGAAGAAUCCUAGACGCGGAAGAGGAGAUAGGAGAACAGGUUCUAGGCGUCAUCGUAAAGUAGUAGACAAUUAUUUUCUUACGAACCAACUAUUUUAG
This is a messenger RNA of Lathyrus sativus (Indian pea), 1755 nucleotides long. The record is from the annotation of a GenBank genome assembly. NCBI's taxonomy places the organism in Eukaryota, Viridiplantae, Streptophyta, Magnoliopsida, Fabales, Fabaceae.